Molecule: messenger RNA, 813 nt
Organism: Cooperia oncophora
Lineage: Eukaryota; Metazoa; Nematoda; Chromadorea; Rhabditida; Trichostrongylidae
Source: the annotation of a GenBank genome assembly
AUGCAGGGAGGAGCCAGUGAGGGUGGUAUCGGUCUCACGGCGUAUGUUGUGGUAGCGUUGCUUGAGAACGGGAUUCGCAACGACAACGGUAUCGCUUUUCUGGAAAAGCACCUCGAUGACCUGAAGAACGACUCGUAUGCGUUGGCGGUUACUGCGUAUGCGCUGCGAUUGGCCAAUAGCGAUAAGAAGAAGGACGCCUUGGCAGCUCUCGAGAAGUUGCAGAUUGUUGACAAAGACAAAUCGAAGGAUACAACACAGUACUUCUACCAACCACGACCUGUAGAUGUCGAGACAACUGGUUAUGUACUGCUAAACUAUAUGCUGGACGCUGACACUGAAAAGGGUCUUCCUCUUGUGCGAUGGUUAACGGGUCAACGAAACGCGUAUGGAGGCUUCUCGUCAACUCAGGAUACUGUAAUCGCCCUGCAGGCAUUGGGUAGCUAUGCAGAACAUGCAUAUUCGGCCGAUUCAAAUGUGACGGUUACGGUAACAAAUGGAGCUGACAGUCAAACAUUUGGAGUUACACCGUCUAACGCGAUUGUCCUUCAAAGCUAUGAGCUGCCAAUAGUAUCGGACUCGAGUGUGGAUAUCCAAGAAGGCUUCCGGAAAGGGAGACAGUUUUCGCUCAGGUCUCCUAUUCGUACUAUCGGAAAUACCGUUCGAGAUGAUUCGCCGUUCUUCUGCUCGAAAGAUCUCAAAGAACUGCGUGGUGGCAAUAGAAUGCAGCUUGACUUGUGUUGCAACUACACACGAGGCACCGGCAGAUCGAACAUGGCGGUAGCUGAGGUCGAAGCUCUCACAGGAUUCAAGUGA